This is a messenger RNA of Sinocyclocheilus rhinocerous, 1367 nucleotides long. Its product is annotated as zinc finger protein 239-like. Gene Ontology annotation, molecular function: DNA-binding transcription factor activity, RNA polymerase II-specific; RNA polymerase II transcription regulatory region sequence-specific DNA binding. The transcript has a single exon. NCBI's taxonomy places the organism in Eukaryota, Metazoa, Chordata, Actinopteri, Cypriniformes, Cyprinidae. Gene Ontology annotation, cellular component: nucleus. The record is from RefSeq and is a predicted model, not a curated record. Gene Ontology annotation, biological process: regulation of transcription by RNA polymerase II. The annotation marks the transcript as partial.
CUCUAUUCAACUACAUUUUAUGGAUGUUUUAUUAAAGUUUUGUUCCUUUCAGAUGUGAGUUGUGGUUCAUCCUCUGAUGGAGAUAAAGAAAUGGUCUCAACUUCAAAAGAGCAGCUGAAGACCAAGAGUUUCUCCUGCGCCACCUGUGGAAAAACACUGAGUUCAGAGGGUCAUUUAGCGAGACACGAGAGAACACACACAGAACAGAAAGACUUCAGCUGUAAGAUAUGCGACAUCAGCUUUCCUACCGCAGAAGAGAGGAGACUUCAUUCAAAAGAGCACAGCGGGAAGAAGGAGUUUCACUGUGAACAGUGCGGGAAGGAUUUUUUCACCACUGCUCAAAUUAUGAAAGCCCAUAUAAAGACACACGACGAAAAGUCUUUCCACUGCAGCGAAUGUGACAAGUAUUUCAGCACCAAAGGAAAUCUUGUUGUUCAUAAGCGAAUCCACACGGGAGAAAAACCAUACAAGUGCCCUCACUGUGAAAGAAGAUUCGUGUAUGGAUCUCAUCUGAAGACACAUGUGCGUUUGCACACCAAUGUGAGGCCGUACCAGUGCAGUGAAUGUGGGAAAGCCUUUAGGCAGUUAUUUAGUCUGAAGUCACACCAAAAAAUGCACUCGGGUGAGAAACCGUUUCAGUGCAAAUACUGUGACAAACGAUUCCGUCACAAAUCCUACCUGAACUAUCAUGAGAGGACUCACACUGGAGAGAAACCGUAUCUGUGCUCCUACUGCGGGAAGAGCUUUUCUAGUCCAGUUCAUUUUGGACCUCAUAAGAGAGUCCACACUGGAGAAAAACCGUAUCAUUGCAGCGUCUGUGGGAAGAGUUUCAGUAAGUUUGAUACUUUACAAAAGCACAAGAGGAUUCAUACCGGAGAAAGACCGUUCAAAUGCUCACAGUGUGACAAGACGUUUGCUCGAUCAGACGUCCUGAAGGUCCAUCAGCGAGUUCAUACAGGAGAGAAACCUUACUCCUGCUCCAUCUGCGGCGAGAGAUUCGCUUAUUUAGGUAGUUUUCAGACCCACCAGAACAAACAUGCUAAAGAACAAACUGCUCCAUAAUCAUCAGAGUGACUUUUCAUGUUUUGGUCGGUCAAUAAAGGCUGCAUUUCUGCAGUUACUUUCAUCGUGCAUGCCCUGUGAUGUAUAACAGUAACAUCAUACACAUGAUGAUUUCAAUUUAAAACAUGAGACAUAUAUUAUGCAACAGUUGAAUUGGUUUUCUGAGCAGCGUUACUAGUGUGGAUACUUCGUCCAGCAUCACUGAGUGAUUUCACUGUUUAUACAGUAUUAAGGCCUUUUCACACUGCACGCAAAAAUUCGGCGUGAAUGUUCGGCAGGAUGACUACUGAAUAAAUAAGGGAUAA